Molecule: messenger RNA, 555 nt
Organism: Rhizopus microsporus ATCC 52813
Lineage: Eukaryota; Fungi; Mucoromycota; Mucoromycetes; Mucorales; Rhizopodaceae
Exons: 3
Coding region: 1-555 (184 amino acids)
Biological process (GO): signal transduction
Cellular component (GO): plasma membrane
Molecular function (GO): GTP binding; GTPase activity; GDP binding
Source: RefSeq, a predicted model, not a curated record
AUGAGAGAAUAUAAACUUGUUGUCUUGGGCUCAGGAGGUGUUGGUAAAUCAGCCUUGACAGUUCAAUUUGUUCAGUCUAUCUUUGUAGAAAAGUACGACCCAACGAUCGAAGACUCAUAUAGAAAACAAGUUGAAGUGGACGGACACCAAUGUAUGCUCGAAAUAUUAGAUACGGCAGGCACAGAACAAUUUACUGCUAUGCGUGACCUUUAUAUGAAGAAUGGACAAGGAUUUGUGCUUGUAUUUUCGAUUACAAGUCAAGUUACUCUGACUGAUCUUGAUGAAAUAAGGGAACAAAUCAUUCGAGUGAAAGGUUCUGACAACGUUCCUAUGGUAUUAGUUGGUAACAAGUGUGAUCUUGAAAACGAAAGAGUUGUUUCAAGAGAGAAAGGAAUGAUCUUAUCACAACAAUGGGGAGGCAAACCAUUUUAUGAGACGUCAGCAAGGUUUAAAAUAAAUGUAGAUGAGGUGUUUUAUGAUGUUGUUCGACAAAUUAACAAACAAAACCCAUCAAAAGAUAAAAUGAAAAGAAAAUUCAAGUGCCUUAUUCUCUAA